AUGGCUGCUGCAACACCGUCACCGCUGGCCAGUUCUGUAGAGAAGACAAAUGGAGCCAAGCUCAGCAGGCUUCUCAUCGACGGUGGGACAACAGUUCUUAGGAAGAUUUUUGAUGGUCAUCAUCCUUCUGCAAACUUGGCUGCUGAUCUUAAUACCAACAAAUCCAUUCUUAACAACUUACUGAAGAAAAAGGCUUUGCAUAAGCCUCAGUGGGAAAAACUGUUCCCACCGAGUGGAGUCGCACCAGACUCCAACACCUUUGACAUCACUCUUCUGUUUCUCCUUCUGACCAACAUUUGUGGACUAACCCCUCCCCCCUCAGGAUGGCAUACUAAACCACCCCCAAGAGACACGUCUCAUGAGGCUAACCUUGCACGGGUUAAGUUCUAUCGCAAUGUCUUAUAUGGUCAUGUGACAACCACUGGUGUAGAUACACCAACUUUCUCUGCUCUGUGGACUGAAAUUAGUGGUGUUCUUGUGAGUCUUGGUCUCGAUAAGACUGAAGUGGAUAGGUUGAAGGCAGAGAAAGGUGGAGAGCAAGAUUAUAUUGACGUGUUGAUUGAGUGGGCUGACAGUGAAGAGGAUGUGAAGUCACAGUUGAAGAAAAUACAUCAGUAUCAGAGCCAAACGCAUCAGGUAGUUGAAGAUGUACGUCAGGCACAAGUGAAGACACAAACGACAGUGGAAGACCUACGUCAGACCCAGGCCAAGACUCAAAAUCAAGUGGAAGACGUACAUAAAAACCAGACCGAAACUCAUCAAAACAUAGCAGAAGUGCAUCAGACCAUGGAAGAAGUUCUUCAGACUCAAGUCAAAACUCAACGUACAAUAGAAGAAGUUCGAAAUCAAAAUGCAAAGAACGUGGACGAAGUUGCUGCAGGUCUCAAAGAAAUAAUGAAGACAGUCGAAAGCUUAAAAGAAAAAAAGGAUAAGGAUAAAGCAGAUGAAGUACUUAGAAGUCUUGCCAAAUCUGAAUUCAGUGGAGACAUUGAGUAUCACUUGCAAAGGUUUCAAGAAGGCACCCGUGAGUGGGUCUUUGACAGAUUUCAGAACUGGGUGGAUGACAGAGGCUCUCAAAACCGUGUGAUGGUAAUCAGUGGAAAUGCAGGGAUGGGAAAAUCAGUCAUCGCAGCUGUGAUAUGUAAGAGAAUGCAAAAGGUGGGUAGGCUGUCAGGAAGCCACUUUUGUCAGUAUAACAAUGUACGCUACCGUAAACCGCAGUUGAUGAUUCAGUCGUUAGCCUGUCACUUGUCCCAUGCCCUGCCAGAGUUCAAACAAGCUCUUGUGGAACAGUUGUCAAGAAAUCUGGGCACAGAUCUCAACAACAUGGGUGUGGAGGAGUUGUUUGCACUGCUUUUCAAGGAACCGCUUAGUGCUGUAGGUGACCCAGGAAGAAACAUGGUCAUGGUGAUAGAUGGCGUAGAUGAAAGCGAAUUCCAAGGACGGAAUGAGCUUCUUGAUGUGAUUGCCAAUCAGUUUUGUAAGCUUCCUAUUUGGAUUCGGUUUCUCGUCACGACACGUCCAGCCUUAAACAUUAUAGGAAUACUAGAAGUGUUGAAGCCAUUUGAACUGAAGUCUGAUGAUGAAAAGAAUUUGGAAGACAUAAGAGUAUUUUGUCUAAAAAAACUGGAUCACUUGGUUAAACAAGAACGUGCGAGCGAGUUUGUAGAAAGACUAGUUUUGAAAUCGGAAGGACUUAUGUUGUAUGCUCAUUUCCUCAUAAUGUUCAUUACUGAAAAUACCUCAGCUUUCCACAGAGACCCUGAUGGCAGUUUUCCUUUAGGAAUUUCUUCUGUUUAUCUUUCCUAUUUUAAACGUUUGGAGCGUGAACUCUUAAAGGAACUGAACAUUAAAGAAGAACAUUUCCUGCAUACGUUAUCUGCCAUUAUCGCUUCAAGGGAGCCCCUACCAGUCGGGUUUGUUUCUAAAAUAUUACUAUCAAAUUCUAAUUCACCACCUGCAAGGCGUAAAGUACUGAGAUCCUUGAGCAGUGUGUCUGCACUUCUUCCCGUCCGUGACGAUUGUCUUCAUGUCAUUCACAAGUCAGUUAAAGACUGGUUAACAGAUAUUUCGUGUUAUGGGGAGCAUGAAUUCACCAUGGAUGAAAACGAAGGACAUCGCAUACUAGCAGACCUGUGUACUAAAGAACUUGAUAAUCUGAAGCUGAAAUGUGUGGAUAACGUUCAGUUUAGUGCCACUGAGAGAUACGCGCUAUAUCAUGGCGCACAUCACAUGCUACACGAAGGUGUCAAGAGAGAGCCAGAUAAGCUGGACGAACUGACAAAGGCCUACAUUAUAGAUUUAGAAAUCAUUUAUGCUAAGGCCUGUUUGAACAGCACAAUAGCGGCUGAGGAUCUUGUGUGGCUGCAGAAGCAGGGGAUUUAUAUUUUGUUAUCAAAAGAUAACCAAGAUAUCCUAAACACUUUGUUGUUUCUCUUGAGAAAGUAUCUCCGUAGAUUUACGGAUACUCCUCGUAUGUUUUUUGAAACCAUACUUAAUCAAGGUGGAAAAGUGUUGACUGUUGAGGCGUCGAAUCUUUUGCAAAAUAGGUAUCCUUCAAUACCAUAUAUGGAGUUUGUUUACAAGGAGACGCUGCAGGGAGGUGUUGUAGCCCGAUUUGAAUGUUCAUCUUUUGUGAUCUCUUUGGACGUCUCUCCACAGUUGGAUUAUAUGGUGUGCGAAUGUAUGGAUGGAAUGCUGCAGCUGUGGUCACUCCAGACUGGCAAGCUAGUGUGGACACGUCCAGUUGUAGUACAAUCGAAUUUCGUGACGUGCUUCACACAUAAAUAUGUUACAAAUGUGUCUUCGGAAGGUAUUUCAUUUUACCGUUCUGUUGUUUUCCACCCUGCAGGAGAAUGUGUUUUAUCUGGGACUCUAUGUCAGGCCUAUACUAUAGAUGGAGACUUAAAACCGCUUUUUUCCGAAAGUAACUGUCGAUUCUCAGUUUGUUCGAUUUCCGGCGACAAGACCAAGAUUAUAACUAAUUGUUUAGAGAGUUCUAGAUGCCUCGUCCUGUGGAGUUUGGAAAAUGGCUCAGAGAUCGAUCGAAUUGUCGAAGACGAAGGUAUUCUAUCUUUUGCAUGGUCUGGCGAUGGAAGGCUUCUCGCAAUUUCACAUCCUUCGGGAUUAAUCAGUUUGGUUGAUGUGAUGUGUGGUUUCAGAAAACUAACACAAACAGCUACACCGGAAGUAUGUGGCGUGGUAAAGUUUUCACCUGACCAUCGUUUUCUUUUUUGUUGCGAUGUAGAAAACUAUUAUCCCCGCUUAUGUUGUCUCAGGGUUGUUAAGGAGAUCCAGAACACAUUUUCUUUAAAGGUUUCUUAUGAUGUGUCUUAUGAUUUGGAGAAUUUUUUGUCUUCGACUAAUUGUAGGUUUUUAUUUGGCGAACUUAUUACUACCGCGGAACAACAGUUCUUUAAUCACUUGACGAUUGUUCUUGACGAACAACGUCUGUUACGGUGCUUAUGGGAUAAAGUAGAAAUGGUGGAUACCAAAGACGUAAAGAAAAGUGGUCAAGGCGAGCCUACUGAAGCUACCGAGAUAGCACUCAGUUUAGAUGGGCAGACCGUGUAUGUUGCAAGUAACAAAUCAGUCACUGCUUGGCACGCUUUCAGUGGAAAGCUUAAAGCUGAGAUAAACCGGGUUACCUGUUCACUUUUCUGCAGUUCUUUGUGUUCUGUUAGAGGAGGUGUUCUAAUUUCAACCCUUGUUGGAACCCUUGUUGAGUUUUGGGAUUAUGACCUUUCGAAAUGUAUCAAAAUAUGGACCAACUUACCCGGAGUCAAACAGUUGAUCCCUAUAUCAGAAGAACGAGUAGCAGUCGUAAGAGAGUGUGAAGUGAAAGUCCUGGAUACCAACAGUGGAGAAUUUGAGUCAACAAUUCCAGUUUUACAAGGAAGAGUUCUUGCCUGCAGCAGAAGAUGUCAGCUUUUAACUAUCAGUACUACUUACUUACGGAAGCUGUUUCCAAGUCCUUCUGACGCUAUUCACUCUCUUCAGUUGUUUGAUGGCACAAGAGUUGUUUGGAAAAAGGAAGGCAUCAACAGCUGGCUCCAUGGUGACAGUGCGAUUUUUUCACCUAUGGGGCAGUUCCUUGUUGUUACGACGGCUGGAAUCAUGUCAUUCCUGGAUGCCGAAACAGGAAGCACACUCCGUACUCUAUCGUUAUUUUCUGGUUGGAGAAAUUGCAAGUUUAUCAGUGAAGACAAAUGUAUUCUUCACGGUCCUGAUUUUAUUUUUCAACUUUCAAACGUUAAAUCUGGUGAAAUUCUAAGUGCAAUAGAUGUGGAACAAUGUGUGACCUGCUUCACAGUCUGUCCCGUGAAUCGUCUGUUCGCGAUCGGCCUUAAGAACUCAACACCUAAUUUCAAAGUUAUCAGGGUGUAUAUUCCGCAAGGGGAAGACAGUGGAAACGGAAAAAAGGUGAGCUGUUGA
Molecule: messenger RNA, 4434 nt
Organism: Porites evermanni
Lineage: Eukaryota; Metazoa; Cnidaria; Anthozoa; Scleractinia; Poritidae
Source: the annotation of a GenBank genome assembly